ACACAAUAAAUAUCCAGGAGACAUUUCACAUUGAGGUGAGCUCUAAUCUCUAGACCCUCCGCCCCUGGUAUUGACAAGACUGAAAGGAAUCCCGAGGCAGAGAAAAACAUCUGAGGAAAGACAGAGAAACAAUUGUGAAUCCUGCGCGAAAAGUAAGGACCUUUUUUAAUGGCAGAUAUAGUAGGGGCAAUCUUCGGUGCAUUGAGUUGCAUUUGUAGUACUCCAACCUGCAACUGUAUAGAUCAACAUAGAAAUUUUAAUGAUGAUGUGGAUGAGCUGAGAAGAAAAUUGGACAGUCUAACUAGCCAGAAACAAGAUAUAGAAUCAAGAAUACAAGAAGCAGAGGCUCGCGGGGGACAAAUGGUUAGACAACAAGUGCAAGAAUGGCUUAAGCAAGCAGAAGAGAUCAAUGUUAAACUGCGAGCAUUUUUGGAAAAGGUGCAGGGAGUCAAGUGGUACAAGCAUGCUUGUUUUGACAGACUUGUUUGUAGAAAAAUUAAUAUGGUGAAGGAAAUGCUCGAUAAAGGUGGUUUUCCUGAAGGCCUUGUUAUUGAGAGGGCUUCAGCUCAUGGAAACAUAAUUCCAACAGAGAAUUUAGUGGGGGAAAUUUCUACUAAAGAAGAAAUUUGGAGGUACUUGAUGGGUGAUGAGGUUGGAAUGAUUGGAAUUUGUGGGAUUGGUGGAGUUGGAAAGACUACAAUUAUGGAGAAUCUCCACAAUGAUUUACAAAAGGAGACUAGAUUUCAAAAAGUGAUCUGGGUUACUGUAUCACAUCCUCUCAAUGUUUUUAAAUUACAAAAGAAGAUUGCUAAUGCGAUGGGUGAAAGACUUCGAGACGAUGAAGAGUUCUCUCUUAAGGAAGUUGGAAUUCCGGAUCCGAAUGUGCAGAAUGGAUGCAAAGUUGUUGUCACUAGUAGAUCAAUUGAAGUAUGCAGUUAUUUGCAUUGUAAGAUUGUUAAAGUGAAACCUCUUUCACAAAAGGAGUCUCUAAAGUUAUUCCUCGAUACAGUUGGGGAUGGUGUUUUGCAAGUUCCAGGGUUGGAGGAAGUCUUAAAGCUUAUUGUGGAAGAGUGUGCCGGCUUACCACUGGCCAUUGUUGUGAUAGCUGGGAGCAUGAGGGGAGUUGAUGAUGUUAAUGUGUGGAGAAAUGCACUGACUGAAUUACAAGUUCGUGUAAGUAGUGUGAAAGAUUCAAAUGAUGAGAUAUUUAAGCGGUUAAGAUUUAGUUUUGAUCGGUUGGAUAGUUUGCAAGUCAAGAGUUGUUUUCUUUAUUGCUCCCUCUUUCGGGAGGAUUAUGUGUUUUCUAGAAGGGAGUUGAUAGAAUGUUGGAUUGAUGAAGGACUAAUUGAUGGGUUGCCAAGUAGAGAAGCAGCUUGUAAUAGGGGCCAUGCUAUUAUAGAUAGGCUCGAAAAGAAUUUCUUAUUAGAGAAAGAAACUUUUCGGUCAUCUGUUGGAUUUCCAUUUAAUAGUGCUGGUGCUAAGAUGCACGAUGUAGUGAGAGACAUGGCUAUCAUAAGCAUUGGUCCUGAAUUUGGACAUAUGAUAAAAACUGGUAUGAAUUUGGUAGAGCUACCAAAUGAGCAUGGUUGGGUAAAAGAUACUAAGAAGUUGUCUCUAAUGGAAAAUAACAUUUUGAAAGUUCCCCUUAGUCUGCCCUCAAAGUGUUUGAGCCUUUCGACUUUGAUAUUAUCAAGUAAUCCUAAUUUGUCAGAGAUUCCAGAAUCCUUUUUUGGAGAGAUGCUUGCUUUGAAGGUUCUUGAUCUUUCUAACACUGCUAUUGAGACUUUACCUAAUUCCAUCUCUAAAUUGGAGAAUCUAUCUGCCUUACAAUUACAACAUUGCAUGAAGUUAAAGUACUUGCCUUCCUUGGCAAACCUCGGGGGAUUGAAGAAGUUGGACCUACACGAGGCAGGGAUUGCGGUGGUCCCUCAAGGCAUGGGGAUGUUGAUAAGUCUUGAAUAUCUUGAUUUAAAUUUAGAAGAGGUUGCUAGAUUGAAGAAGUUGGAGACUUUAGAAUGUCAAUUUGAUGGCAUACAAGACUUUAAUCAUUUUGUCAACAAGUUCAAAGAUUUCCAAAGUGCUACUGCUUACAAUCUUGGAGUUGGGACAGCAAGAGACAUGACAAGACGGAGCAAAUAUGAGCUUGUAAUUACUGAAUGCGAGAUCGGGGAAGAAUGUGUGGUGCUUCCAAAUAACCUUGAGGAUUUAUGGAUAAUUAGGGGUAAAAACAUGCGAAGCAUCUUGAAAAAAACAGUUGUGUUAGAAAUGGAAGCAAAUGAGUUGAGACGGUGCCUUAUUUGGGAAAGUGAAGAGAUGGAGUGCGUGGUUGACUUGGACUCAUCCUCCUCUUCCUCAUUGUGUUGUCCAAUACUUGAUAAGCUUGAACUGCUGCACCUUCUGAUAUUGCCUAAGUUAUGUGAACUUGUGAGAGUGGAAGGAGCAACAACACCACCACACAUCCUUUCCAAUCUUAAAACACUUAUAAUAGAUUAUUGUUCAGGAAUGAGGAAAUUGCUUCCACUUGCACUACAGCAGGCUCUCCAAAACUUAGAGGAGAUUAGAGUUUUCAAUUGCGAACAAAUGGAGGAGAUAAUAGCAUCAUCAGAUUCAGAUGCAUCAUCAGAUAAAUUCAUUUUUCCCAAGUUAAGGAUAUUGCGGUUGAUUAAUUUACCACAAUUGAAGAGCAUCUGCAGUGCCAAAGGAGUUGUGGUUUGUGAUUCUAUUGAAAAAAUUGUAAUAUUCGAAUGUCAGGAGUUGAAGAGGAUCCCUGUGCAGCUUCCCCUGCUUGAUAAUGGCCAACCAUCUCAUCCUCCUCGUCUCAGAGAAAUCAAGAUAGAUAAAGAAUGGUGGGAAUCAAUGGAGUGGGAUCAUCCUAAUGCAAAGAACCUCCUUAAACCUUUCUUGAAAUAUUCUCGCUAUCCGUGGGAGGUUUAAUUCUACUUUGAAUUUGAUUUGAUAAUACAUUACAGUAAAUUAUUGAAAAUUUGGGAAAUAAUUUGUGUAGUGUGAAAUGAAGAGCUGUAAACUGC
Messenger RNA from Rubroshorea leprosula, 3029 nucleotides. The record is from the annotation of a GenBank genome assembly. NCBI's taxonomy places the organism in Eukaryota, Viridiplantae, Streptophyta, Magnoliopsida, Malvales, Dipterocarpaceae.